AUGCUCAAGCCGCUUCCUGCUGAGGUCUGGUAUGAUGGUGCUGGUUUUGAGAGAGCCCGGCUCCGGUAUCGCUUCGGCAAGGCCCGGCGGAGCCAUUGCGCGGUACCAAAUUGGCGGCUUCUGCGAGAAGAGCCCCUGCGGCUGUAUGCGCUGAUCUCAGCCAGGAGCCAGGUUUUGCCUCGGAUUCUCAUUAAUGUGGGUGCUGGAGAUGCCCAAGCUGACGAUCCUCUAGGCCUGGUCCUCACAGAGUUCGCGAGAGCCGGGAGGCCCUGGACGGGUGUGUAUUUCGAGGCCAUCCCAGAAAACUGUGCGAAGGCAUCAUCCAAGCUGGCCGAGACGGGUGCUAUCCAUUUAGAGUGUGCUUAUGCCACGCCUGACACAGUCGUGGAAGCCAUAUGCCAGGAACUUGGGCGACAGGAAGUUCCCGGAAUCGACGCCGUCUGCCAAGCAGCGGGUGUCCACAUCCAGAGCACCUCUUCAAGCCCAGACUUCGCAGUUCCCGCCGGCGCGCGCGUCGAGGUGGAUGCAAUGAGUUUGGACAUCGAUUCCUACGAUUGCUCCGUUCUCCGCGAAGCCCUUCGAAUCGUGAGCCCCAAGUUCGUCAGUGUGGAGAUAUCGGCUUUUCCGCCCCCUGUUGUGGUAUCGGCAGAGUUCCACCCCAUUUUCCAGGCAAAGGAGAAGAAGAACAUGUCAUCAGAACACGCGAUUCGUGGCGGCACAAAGAGGGAUGGCUUCAAUGGCUGCUCAUUCAGUGCUGCCAUCUCCAUGCUUUGGCCACACGGCCUCGGGCUCUACCGCAUGGCUGCUCGAGAUGCCCUCUUCGUCCGAGGAGAUGUUGCGGAGGAGAUUGGCCUGUCGGGUAAGCAGGGCGAACCCUGGCAGCCUGCGGACGAGUUCGACUGCUGGCGAAACGUCUGUGCGGAUGUGGCUUUGCAGGAAAACCUUAUCAACCUCACCUCCGUAGGGGUCUAUGGGCAUCUGCUUCCUCGGAUCUAUGAGAUCUUGCAGAGCAAGUAUGGCCAGCAAGGCCGUCCGACCACUGUCACAGUCGCCACACCACCUCCUUGGCCUGAGUUGCCGCAAGUACCGCUGGUCCGGUCUAGGGAUGCGAUUCGAAAGAGCUUUGGCGCUGAGCCGACUUCCUUUUAUCAGAUUUUUUGCCUUUGCUCUCCGAGCGCCCUUCGUCUACCACCCCAACUUGCACGUCAAACUCUAGGCGCUCCAUCUUGA
This is a messenger RNA of Symbiodinium natans, 1230 nucleotides long. Lineage: Eukaryota; Dinophyceae; Suessiales; Symbiodiniaceae. The record is from the annotation of a GenBank genome assembly.